AUGCGAUUAUUUCUGAGAUGCCCUUGGCCACUAAUUCAGCGCCGUUCGAUCCAAAGCGAUAGCUUGUAUCAUGCAAUAACCACAGCUCCCGAAUUUAAUAAGUAUAUUGAUGCAAUCAAGGAUAAGCUAGAUAAAUAUAAGAGCGGAGAAACUCAUUUGGAGGGGAAUGAAGACAUCGGGAGAUGGGAGAAGAUAUUGGAGAACAGACUGCGAUUGGAGAAGACCUUCCAUGAUCUGAAGCAACUCGAUGAACUUAUGAAAAGUAAGUUUAUUGAGACCAUAAUUAUUAUAAUAUUUUUCAGGCAAUGAUUCUCUCAAAGACUUGGCUGAAGAGGAUUCAGCUAGAUUAAAUAUAGAAUACAAUGAGAUUCUGGACGAUUUAGUGAAAAGUAUAGUCCCGUUACAGCCGUUGGAUCUAUUGAGUCGAUGUCAGAUGGAAUUCACCAGGUAAAUGAUAGAGAGGGAGUACUGUAGAGUAAAUAUAUUUAUAGUGGUGUUGGCGGAAUUGAGUCGAUGUAUUUCGCAGAAGAAAUAGUGCAGAUGUACAAUUGUCUGGCAGAUAACAAAGGCUGGAAAUGGAGUCCGUAUCAAGUAGAAAAGGGUCCUCAAGGAGGAAUAAGGUCGGCGAUUAUAUCCCUGGAAGGAGAACAAAUCUACUCGGCUCUCAGGUUCGAAGCGGGUGUUCAUCGGGUCCAAAGGGUCCCUCGAACGGACCCUUCCAGAAUGCACACAUCCACUAUGAGCGUGGCUGUUCUUCCCGUCCCCGAAGAGGUAAGAAUUGUCGAUGAUUUAUUCUAUAUUAUAAUAGACUCAAGUCCAAGUUCUCUCCACUGACUGUAAAACUGAGACCAUGAGAGCUUCUGGGCCAGGAGGACAGAAUGUGAACAAGCGAUCUAGUGCCGUGAGGAUCACCCACGUGCCCUCAGGCAUUGCUGUUCAUUGUAUGGAAGAGAGAUUUCAACAUUUGAAUAUGCAGGUAAUUUAAGUUAUGGAGUAGGCACAUGGCAUGUGCCAAGGUGUACACAAAGUGAAGUCCUAUCAGUGUAAUUGCUUGUGCUGACGUGUGAUUGGUUCCCCUUCUAGGUACCGUAUUCUUGAUGAACGUUUUUUUGCAGCUUGCUUACAAACGCCUCGGGGCAAUCCUUCUGCAACAAAAAGUGGAUGAAGUUCAAUCCAAGAUCUCGAGGGCUCGGAAACUACAAGUUGGAAGUCGAGCUCGGGCGGAGAAGGUGAGGACGUUCAACUUUCAGAAUGAUCGGAUUACUGAUCAUCGACUCAAGUUGAGCGUUUCCAAUGUCGAUGAAUUUAUGCAUGGAGGACCAAAAUUAGAAUAUUUCAUCAACGAAUUGAAGAGAUUGAAUACUUAUGAGAGACUUUUGGAUGAGAUCUCAGCUUCUUAG
Bursaphelenchus xylophilus (pine wood nematode) is the source of this 1400-nucleotide messenger RNA. The record is from the annotation of a GenBank genome assembly. Lineage: Eukaryota; Metazoa; Nematoda; Chromadorea; Rhabditida; Aphelenchoididae.